Messenger RNA from Medioppia subpectinata, 504 nucleotides. The record is from the annotation of a GenBank genome assembly. Lineage: Eukaryota; Metazoa; Arthropoda; Arachnida; Sarcoptiformes; Oppiidae.
AUGUCUACUGGAAAUAAUACAACUCAAACACAACUGUUUGGUACUAGAGGUAUGUCGGAAAUGCAAUCAGUGGCGGGUGGAAAGGUAUCCCUACCCUGUAAUACGAGCAUUUGGGGCGAAAACGACGUAUCGCUAGUGCUGUGGUAUAGGGGCGGCACAGGUAUACCCAUAUACCGAGUGGACGCCCGCAACACACCGUUGUCUAAGUCGAAGCACUCGCCGGCCGACGAGUUGGGCAAACGGUUUCACUUUGACACCAGUGCCACACCGCCGGUGCUCAAGAUAUACCCCGUGACCGGACACGAUCAGGGAGAGUACCGGUGCCGUGUGGACUACAGACAGGCCCGGACCCAGAACGUGGUCGUUCAGCUCAAUGUUACCGUGCCUCCCAAAGAAGUACUAAUCAUGGAUAUGGAGGGCCAGCGUCUGGAAGGACUGGUCGGUCCGUACGACGAGAACUCCAAUGUAUUAUUGAUUUGCGAAGCGGAAGGAGGCUCAGGGUGA